AUGUUAAUGAUUCCAGAAUCACCAAUAUCAUUAUCUGGUAUUAGUAUUAAAUUUCCACAUGAAAGUACAAAAGAAUUAAUGACAUCAAAUGGUCUUUACAUACCAAAAAAUAUAAUUCCAACUCGUCUACAAAUACUUGAUGAUAAUAUAUAUUUAGCAUUACCAAGAUUAAAACCUGGUGUACCAUUUACACUUGGUAAAGUAACAACUGAUAAAUAUAAUGGAAAAAAAGAAAUAUCACCAUUUCCAGAUAUAAGUUAUCAACAAGAAGGUAAAGAUGAUAAUUUACAAAAUGUUGUUGAUAUUGUACUUGAUGAACAAAAUAUUAUUUGGGCACUUGAUACUGGUGUUGUUAAUACAAGAAGUAAACCACCAAUACGUAGAUCUUCACCAAAAAUUUUUGCAAUUGAUUCAAACUCAGAAAAGAUUGUGAGAAAUAUUGAUUUGGGUAAUCUUGCAACAUCACACUCAUUGUUACAAUAUCUUGAAGUUGAUUAUGCAAGUAGUGGUCAUCCAUAUAUUUAUAUAUCUGAUGCAUCAAAUCGUGCUAUUAUUGUUUAUGAUGUUCUUAAUGAUCGUGGUACACGUGUUAGUUUACCAAAAGCUGUUAAUUUAGGAAGUUCUAUAGAUGAUAUGUUAUUUAUGAAUUUAAUUCAUCAAACAGAUGGUAAAGGAACAUUGUAUUUUACAUAUUUAAGUUCAAGUAGAAUGUUUCGUAUUGAUGUUGAUAAAUUAAGAAGUGGUGUAUCAAAAAAUGCUGUUGAAGAUGUUGGACCAAAAAAUAAUAAAAUAGUAUUACUAGGAAGAGACCAUAAAAAUUCAAUUUUCUUUAGAAAUUCAGGAGAACAUGAUGUUUAUAAAUGGAACACUGAGACACCAUUUAAUUCUGAUAAUUUUGAGCUUGUACAAAAUGGUGAUGAGUACCGUUUACCAACUCAUGUUACAUCUGAUGAUGGAAUCAUGUGGUCAAUUGAUAGUAAUUUUAUUGAUUAUGUUAAUAAUACGGUACCAUGUUCUGGUGCAUCAAUUGCCAUUCAUCCACUUCUUAAAAAUUGUUUGUAUUAA
Aphidius gifuensis is the source of this 1065-nucleotide messenger RNA. RefSeq names its product L-dopachrome tautomerase yellow-f2-like. Gene Ontology annotation, cellular component: extracellular region. The record is from RefSeq and is a predicted model, not a curated record. The transcript is spliced from 4 exons. The coding region runs from base 1 to 1065 and encodes 354 amino acids. NCBI's taxonomy places the organism in Eukaryota, Metazoa, Arthropoda, Insecta, Hymenoptera, Braconidae.